Messenger RNA from Mizuhopecten yessoensis (Yesso scallop), 5131 nucleotides. RefSeq names its product pumilio homolog 1-like. The transcript has 21 exons. Gene Ontology annotation, biological process: miRNA processing; regulation of mRNA stability. Gene Ontology annotation, cellular component: cytosol; cytoplasm. Gene Ontology annotation, molecular function: mRNA 3'-UTR binding. The record is from RefSeq and is a predicted model, not a curated record. The coding region runs from base 127 to 3339 and encodes 1070 amino acids. Lineage: Eukaryota; Metazoa; Mollusca; Bivalvia; Pectinida; Pectinidae.
CUACCCAGAAUGCACUUCCAAAUCAAAAACAAUGUCGAUCGCCAUGAAGUGAAAGAACGGAUAGGAGGGUAAGAAAAAUCCGAUGCCAUCUAGGUCGUGUAAAGGUUAGGAUAGAAUGUGUUGUAAAUGCCAGUUUUAAGAAUGAAUGACGUUUCGUGGAACAACAAUCCUGGGAUGUUGGGAGGACAGCCAGAAAUGGCGGGUGUUGUUGGAAGACAACAGCACCCGAAUGUGAACAUGGGAAAUAGAUCACAGCAUUCCCAAGACGAUGCUACUGUGGGUUAUUUCUUCCAGCGUCCGCAUAACGAAGCAGAAAUGAACAGUUAUGGAACGAAACGCUGGGCCGUCGGAGAUGACAGUGUCAUCGAACAGAGAAAUAUGGCGACUGUUCAGGAACUAGAGAAAGACUUCCAUGGGAUGUCCGUUCGUGAGUUUCCGCCAAACCAAUCAGCCAAAAAGUUGUUAUGGGAUGACCGAGGCAAGCACUCUGGGGACCAAGGGAAGCCGGUCUUCCCCAGUCCGUGGACAACGGAUGUCAGAGAGGACACCUGGGGAAAUCCCCAAGAGCCUGUUGCCCUUGGAGUAGAUUUAGUGGAGUACGUUUUAGGGGGCGGGUCACCUGGAAACAAAGACAUUGAUCCCAGGAUGAACCGGAUGCCAAAAGGACCCUAUAUGUCGAGAAAGUACCCGGUACCACAGCAAGACCAUGGAAUCUCGGAUCAGGACAAGAAAAGUAAAACCCCGUCACCUUUUGAGGGACAUGAUGGCGACGAGAACAAGGAAAACAUACAAAGUAACGGACUGCUUCAAAAUGGGCUUGAUGACGACCAGGGAUAUAGGUACAAAAUUAAUCGUCGCAGCAGUCGACAGAAUUCGCCUCCAGGAGAGGAAGGGAAGGGUAUGAUGGACAACCAAAAAACAGCACUAAACAAUAACAACAACGAGCAUGGGGACUUCCGGGAUGGCCCUGCUCAACAGUUCCAGCAGCCCGGGUUUCAGCUCGAUCCACCCCACUUCGAGCCGGUGGGCAUUGAUCCUAUUCAGUUUGACUACAGCAAUCAGCUCAUGCAGUCCAUGGAAAGUCCAAAUUUCAACUUGGACUACUCCCAGCAAUUACUGCAGCGACAGCAGCAGCCAAUCGCAGUCCUGACCCAGCAGCAGUACGCCCUGGCCACUCAGCAGCAGCAGCUCGGCUUGCCUCCUACCGCUCUCACACCAACUCCCUAUGUUAUCAACGCGCAGGACCCAUACGCCGUUGGGAUUCCCAUCGCCGCAGGUCCGACCGUACUCCACCCCCAGUACUAUGGUGUACAGGCCCCUUGGGGCAUUUACCCUGCAAAUCUGAUACAACAGCAGGGUCAACAGACCCCACAGGGACUCAAUCAGCAACAACAGCAACAGGUGCUCCGGGGUCAGUCCGGGCGUCCUAUCACACCCUCACAGCAAAACGACAACAUGGCUAGUCAACCAUCCUCUCUCCAGCAUCAGCCACUUCAGGCUCCAAAUGCCCAGUACCAGAUCAUUGCGCCCGCCUAUUAUGACCAGAAUGGUCAGCUGGUGAUGGGCAACCCUCGGGGCAUUGGCACGCCGGUCCGUCUCGUCUCACCUGCCCCUGUUCUAGUCAGCGCAGCAGCCAAUCAGCAAGGAGGGGGAAACAACUCUCUCGGCAGUAACCCACUGAGGCUGCUGACAACACAGGCCCAAACCACACCACCAGUCUACUCCAGCACCUCCACAUCUUCUUCACAGAACUCGCUAGGCUACACUCCUAGCAGUAGUUUGGCCUACACACAAGUAACGGCCAGUCUGUACUCACCGCUCAGUGGAGUCAAUCCGCAACAUGGUAACUAUGGCAACACUGGCUUUAGCAACAUGGGGUCAACAGCACCAGGAACGAUUGGCUCUGGUCAGAGACGAGACUCUAUUGACUUCAAGCAGAGGCCCCAGCUACCCAUCAACCAGUUCUAUGGGUCAAUGGGUUCCAUGUCUGGAUCACCUGCAGGCCCCAUGGGCCUUGUUCAGCCUGGUCAAUCAAUGACCCCACCUCCAUCACUGUCGGGCUCCAACACAAACUUGGCUAUCGGUAUGCAUGGUAUGACGGCUGGAAAUCGUCUCUACAAUGCUGCACCAGGCGCAGAAACAAAAUUCAGGAACGGUUCAUUUGGCUCGGCCAAUGGACUCUUCCCUGGCAAUAGUCUCUUCCCAAACCGAGCUAACUUACAUUCACGAAGUGCCAGUUUGUCAAAGGAAGUAACGGGGCGGAGUCGAUUGCUUGAAGAUUUUCGUAACAACAGGAUCCCUAACCUGACACUGAAGGACCUGACGAAUCAUGUUGUGGAGUUCUCUCAGGAUCAGCACGGCUCUCGGUUUAUCCAACAGAAGUUAGAGAGAGCCACACCACAGGAGAAAUCCAUGGUAUUUAACGAGAUCCUCAACCAUGCCUAUAGUCUUAUGACAGAUGUGUUUGGUAAUUACGUGAUACAGAAGUUCUUCGAGUUCGGAAUAAGCGAGCAGAAGCAGACGUUGGCUCAGCGACUUAGAGGACAUGUCCUGCCUCUAGCUUUACAGAUGUACGGCUGUCGUGUGAUACAGAAAGCUCUGGAGACCAUUCCCUGUGAAAUGCAGGUGGAGAUCGUGAAGGAACUUGAUGGCCAUGUACUGAAGUGUGUAAAAGACCAGAAUGGAAACCAUGUGGUACAGAAAUGUAUUGAGUGUGUGGACCCCAUACACCUACAGUUUAUUAUCGACGCCUUUAAGGGACAGGUGCAUGCCCUGUCGACGCAUCCCUACGGCUGCCGUGUGAUCCAGCGCAUCCUAGAGCACUGUAACAUGGAACAGACCAACCCCAUCCUAGACGAGCUGCACCAGCAGAUUGAGCGACUCGUCCAGGACCAGUACGGAAACUAUGUCAUCCAACACGUUCUGGAGCACGGCCAGCCGGACGACAAGAGCAAGAUUGUGGUGGAGCUUCGUGGCAAGGUCCUCGUCCUCAGUCAGCACAAGUUUGCCAGUAAUGUCGUGGAGAAGUGUGUAUCUCAUUCCUCACGGGCAGAAAAAGCCAUGCUGAUCGAGGAAGUUUGCUCAAUGAAUGACGGACCUCACAGUGCCUUGUACUCAAUGAUGAAGGACCAGUUCGCCAAUUACGUGGUGCAGAAGAUGAUUGACGUGGCGGAGCCCACACAGAGAAAGAUCCUCAUGCACAAGAUCCGUCCCCACAUUGCCACACUGCGCAAGUACACCUACGGCAAGCACAUCCUGGCCAAGCUAGAGAAAUACUUCAUGAAGAACAGCUCCGAUCUUGGGCCUAUUGGUAUGCCUCCAAACGGAGCCCUUGCAUAGUACUAUAAUACCGAAUCUAAGAAAGAGACUCCAAAUGGGAGUUUUAAUCUAGCAUGGGCCCCAAAUGGGCGAUUUUUGUCUGUUUUAGACUUGAUAUAGUUAACUUCAGAUUGGAUUCCUGUAGAGGUGUCAAUGUUAUAAAGUAUAGGGCCCAAAUUCUGUUGCUUCAUAUCGGUAGUCAACUUGAGAGUAGGACCCUUUAAGAGACUUCUGAAAAGGAGAUAUUUGUUUGUUUAGACCCCACCCAAAUAUUAUUAAUUCAUAUAGUGAACUUCAAACUGGACCCAUUGAGAGGCCUCCAAGUGGGGGAAUUGUUUUCUAGUGAUAUCUGGUACCCAUUUUUGAUGCCUCCAACUUGAGUUUUUUAAGCUCAAUGUCUGGUUAAGUGUGACCUUGAGCCAAUGCAGAAACCUGCCAAAAGAACCCUCGUUUGGUAGAGUUCACACCUAUCAAACCAAAAAGGGCCAGUUCAGAACCUGUUUGUUGUCCCUUAACCCUUUCACCACUGUAGACUAUGAUGGACUCAUCCAAAUCAAUGCAUGGUAGGGUUUAGUUAAGUUACAUAGGGGUGAAAGGGUUACAGUGUACCAUUUGGGACCUACGGUAUGCGCCUGAGAUGCAUACGUCAUUUUGGAACAAGUUUAGACUCGGACCUAUUUGGAUGCCUCUACCUUUAGGGUCCCAUCAUUUAGGCAACCAUCUAAAAUUAUACGACCUUUUAGAUAACCUUCCAUCCCUGCUAACUACAGAAAGGGCUUUGCUUUAAAUGUUCCAUCCUCUUGGCAGAUUUAGGUUCUCAAGAACACGGGAUGGAAGGGUGAUUUUGAAGCUUGCAUGUUGAAAUGAGAAAUCAUGCAACUUUUCCAUUCACUUCUGUUAUUCACUGUAUGACUGCUUCUAUUUCAUCAGUACUUGAUUAUAUUAAUACAUUUUUGCGAUUGUGAUGCAAUCAAAUAUUACAUAACAUGAAUAUUUUGGAUGGUAUUCCAAGUUUACACUCUGUGUAAUGAGGAGUUGCGAAAAUGAAAAUCGGAUGAAAUUGAAGAUAGGUUCUUGCUAUUUUUGGGCAAUACUUCAUUUGAAGUGGUGAAUGAUGCUUAAACACUAAUAGAUGAAGGCUGAAUACCGGGUGUAGGUCUUGCAUUGUUCCUGUAUGUUCUGCUAUCUUUAGUUGGUAGCUCAAUAUUGUCAAUUUUUGUUUUGAAUUAUUUUUCCUCUUGUUUUUCUUUCAAUUAUUAUUUUUUCUCGUUUUAGUUUAGAAGAUGCCAAGUUUGGCACCUUAAUUUGUUCUUGCCACUCAUUGUUUGUGUGUACCUGUAUGCUGUUUAAAAUUGACUGCUGGGAAGUGGAGACAGUAGAUGCUGUCAGGGUUUCUCUGGGAGGGGGGGAGUUCAGCAUGGCUGGGUUUUGAUUGUGUGGAACCAUAAGAGAAAAUUCAUACAACAAAGAUUGUACUAUUCAUUUGAUACUGUAGGAAUUAUUUAUGGGGUACCUUACAAUUUUAGGGACUACAGUGAUGCGUGUCCUAAUCUUGGCUUCAUCUCAAAGUGGAGUUGGUAGUUUUGAAAUAGGUUUGACAUUUAAGUUGAAAAUGUCGGUUACAUACUUUGAAUCAUUUUGUGACAUUUUAUUGUCAAAAUGAAUACGAAGUAAUCAAUAUAAUUAGAUAUUAAACAGGGACCUUAAGUACUGGACCUAAUAUCAUGGUGUUAAAAUGUGGAAAUCUCAAUCAAGACAAAUUAGCGGAUCUAUUCAAAGCGUGAUCAAUGUGCACAAAUUCUUUGCCUUUUAA